AGUGUGUUGUAUUUUCUAUGACAAUCCAAUAUGAGAGGUUUUGUUUUCCAAUCACCUGGUGGAUAAACAACUGCACAGAUAAUGACCACAGAGGAAAAUCCAGUGGCUUACUGGUGACCAGUUCAAAUACAUCUGUUACCAUUAGCGUGUUAAUUUAGGCAUGAGGUUUGUUUUCAAUACAGAUUGGAAAAGUUGAAAACCAAGCUGAUGCUGAAGCAAAGCUCAUUGUUGACUACCAAACUGGCUAGCUCGGUAUUAAAAGACGUUCUUUUUAAUGUUCCGUCUGGGCAAUUUAGAACUGUUGGUGUGGUGUUUAUAAGUUUAGAGCCAGCGUUUUAUUUGAAGAAUACAAGCUUUUCAAUAUGGAGAAAACAAGCAAUUCACUUUCUUCCUACCCCCAAUCCCGCCUCUAGGUGCUCCUCACUCACGGUUCAUACUUUUAAAGAACGGAAUGGGGCCAAGUAUGUGGCAGUGUUAAUGGAGGUGGAAAGUUGGUGACUAUUUGGGGUUGAUCUUUCAAAACUACCAUGUUUAACAAAACCAAAGUUCAAUGGACUCCCCUGUAUCAUUUUCACCCUAUUUAAUUAAUUUAUGUAGUGUUGCAUUCAGUUCAUUCUUAAACCUGGAAUUUUCGAGGUUUUGGGAUGUGAAGAGGACAUCAGAUAACGUGGUUGGAUAAAUCUACUAACCAAAUAAACUAUACAGGUUAUGUGCAAUUAAUUCAUCAGCGCCUCCUGUAGGAAUCCAAGUUGAAGCUAAAUACAUACCUUGAGAUAAAACCGGUUGGAUCAUCAGUGACUUUUCUAGACAGUAUUAUCAAGGAGCAAAUUCAUCAAUACCGGGAUAAUGAUGAUUUUACUAGGAUAAGCUAUGAAGAAAUAGUCAGUCAUGGAAAGGAAAAUGAAUUUUUUCAAUAUAUGGAAAUAACAACAGCUUUUAUGUCAAUUUAUUUAUUGUGCUGUCUUUAUCCCUGUU
Molecule: messenger RNA, 975 nt
Organism: Spathaspora passalidarum NRRL Y-27907
Lineage: Eukaryota; Fungi; Ascomycota; Pichiomycetes; Serinales; Debaryomycetaceae
Exons: 1
Coding region: 208-498 (96 amino acids)
Source: RefSeq, a predicted model, not a curated record